CCCGUGUGGUUUGCAUCUUUCAUAGGCGUUGAUGACUAAAAGAGCUUGAGCACAAACUCUUGUGUAGUUUAGGUGGAGCUGGAUUGCUUCUGUCUACCAAAGAAGAUCACACGGAUAAAGAUGCGCACGUACUGUGGACUAUCACACAUUUUCAUUGUUCUGCUCUUGUGUGAUUAUGGGAUGUUUUACACAUCAUCAUCAUCAUCAUCAUCACCCUCCUCUUCAGAGGAGUCCAUCACCGCCACUCCAGAAGCAUCAACCAAAUUCAUAUAUGACCCUACUGCAACACCCAAUACAACAGCGAUCCCGACAGAAGACAGCAACUUAACAAGUACAAUGACUAUGAGUAAUUACUCUUCCACAGAGGGCAGGAGCACCACCGCCGCCAUGACCAAACUGAUCCCUCCACCAGUCCAUUCCACAGGACGUCCCAUCACCAAAGUAGUCGGGACCACACAAAGUUCUGAGAAAGAACGGUCUAAUACUGGAAAACUUCUAGGUGUCAUCAUUUUGAUCUUCAUUGUGAUUCUCAUCAUUAUUCUUCUUGGCGUCUUGUAUUUUCUGAGAAAGAAAGGAAGAAGCUACUCGUUUGACCUGACUCAUGCCAGCUGCCCUCCCAAUGAAUACGAUACUCCGCUCAGGAGCGUGGAACAACAAGGCGUAAGCUAUGAACAUACCGACAAAGAUUUGCCUAUGUGUCUGGACUACAUACAAGAAGACAAAUCAGAGGAUAAGGACAACCUGAUGGCCAAUGGGUGCACCGGAGAGAAAACUGAACAAACACCUGCUUCUGAAAAUGAACAACAAAAUGUUCCAGAUGAGAACAGCUUCUCCUCGAGCCCCAGCUUCACCCCGCCCAUGAAGAAAGUCGAGUUUAAUCUGGAUCUGGAUCUGAUCGGGAUUGAAUCUGAUCUGAACAGUCCUACAGCAGUCGAUGGCAGUGAUGCUCCACACAGUGAAAACAACAAUCAUGUUUCCAUUGCUGGGAAAGGAACAGCAGACGAGCUGUUUACUGAAAUCAAUCUAGACGAAUCAAAGGAACAAGCAUAAAAGUCCCGAGAUGUCAAGACCUCCAUACCAAGAUUCAAACUAUACCUGUGUCUGCUCAGGAUCAAUCAGAUCCAUUUCAUCCUGACUUUAAAUUUGUUUUAUUUACUAUGCAUGUAGAUUGUAUACUGUACAUAGCUGUGAUGAUUGUGGAAUAAUGUGAUGUAGUUUAUGUAGGAACUGGUUACAGGUACCUGUACUUUCCUUCGAUGGUCGUGACCUGAGGCCUGUCCUGAAUCAUCCAUCUGUAUGUAAAUGUCUUAAAAAUCUGUAUCUUCCCCUGAUGAGUGCACAAUUGUCUGAUCUUUGGAAACACACCACUAGACUAGACUACUGUUACAAAGGACAUCUAAAGAUAGCCCAAGGGACUUUCCAGUCUGACGAGAGCUGCUGAAGAAGAUGUUGAAGACUGCGCUUGAACAAGAAAUACGUUACAUUUAGACAAUCUUCUUAAGCUGAAGAAACCACCUAAAGUCUGUCGGACCAAAACUGUUUUUUAUUUCUUUUAUAAUUGCUUAAGUAUAGGUGUAAAUGGGCAAGUAGAGACCCGUGUCAUUUUGUCUACACCUCCAUAAAUGAGAUCUUUAUGAUUAUUUGAUAUCUAUAUUUAAGUUUACUAUCACAGGGUAUCUAUUAUUUUGUUUAUUACAAGAGAAAUGAGCACUAUAUUCAUGCAAAUAAAUACUAUAUCAUGUUGAUUUCCUGUGCCACAAUGGCGACAACAUGGAAGUAAACUAUAGCAAGUUUAACAUAUGAAACGUGUGAUUUGGCU
Xyrauchen texanus (razorback sucker) is the source of this 1819-nucleotide messenger RNA. RefSeq lists its product as uncharacterized. The record is from RefSeq and is a predicted model, not a curated record. The coding region runs from base 121 to 1050 and encodes 309 amino acids. Lineage: Eukaryota; Metazoa; Chordata; Actinopteri; Cypriniformes; Catostomidae. The transcript is spliced from 8 exons.